CAAAUCUCCCCAACAUUGUGGUGCUCGUGCAUCCGCGGUUCUUCUACUGCGCGUUCACGACUCCGGCUCACUCACUGCAUGAUGGCCGAGGGAGGCGGACCCGAGUCGGGUAGCGCGGCAGACCCCGAGCCCGAGUCUGUAGCCGCUCAAAUACCGACACCUUCAACCGAGAGUCAAAAACAGAGUAUUGGAACACUUCUCAAAACAACUCUACGAAAGAGCGACGAGUGGUUUCUGAUUGAUAGUCGGUGGUUCAAGCAGUGGAAGAAAUAUGUGGGAUUUGACAGUUGGGAUAUGUACAAUGUUGGAGAGCACAGUCUCUAUCCCGGCCCUGUUGACAACUCUGGCCUGUUCUCAGACCAUGAGACCCAGAUCCUGAAGGAGCACCUUAUAGAUGAGUUGGACUAUGUCCUAGUGCCCACUGAGGCGUGGAACAAGUUUGUCAGCUGGUAUGGUUGCCUUGAGGGCCAGCGUCCCAUCGUCAGAAAGGUGGUUGAACACGGCAUGUUUGUCAAGCACUGUAAAGUGGAGGUCUAUCUGUUGGAGCUCAACUUGUGUGAGAAUGACAACAUGGACAAUGUGGUCACACGUCAUUUCAGCAAAGCUGACACUAUAGACACCAUAGAGAAGGAGAUGCGGUCACUAUUUGAGAUCCCAACGGGGAAGGAGACUCGACUGUGGAACAAGUACAUGAGCAACACGUACGAGCAGCUGAACAAGCCAGACAGCACCGUACAGGAUGCUGGUCUCUUCCAGGGCCAGGUGCUCGUGAUUGAAUGCAAGAACGAGGACGGCACGUGGCCCAGACAAGCCUCCCAUCCAAAAUCCAGUACGGCUACAUCCAGGAAUUUCACUACCUCUCCAAAGCUCUCUUCCAACUCGUCGACAACCAUCUCCUCAACAGUAACAAAUGGGGACAGCAGCAGCAACUCUGGCUAUACACUGAACAACAGCACCUCCUCUGGCAAUAGAUUGGGAGGUUACAAUUCAUACAGCUCCUCCUACAACUACAGAGAGUCACCAUCCCAACCUGGCCUCUGUGGUCUCAGUAACCUAGGCAACACCUGUUUUAUGAACUCCGCUCUUCAGUGCCUGAGCAACGCGUGUCCUCUCACGGAGUACUUCCUAGAUGACCAGUAUGAGGCGGAGAUCAACCGGGAGAAUCCAUUAGGAAUGAGGGGGGAGAUCGCAGAGGCCUAUGCAGACCUGGUCAAGCAGAUGUGGCUUAGCCGCAGCAGCUAUGUGGCUCCCCGCACCUUUAAAACCCAAGUGGGUCGCUUCGCCCCCCAGUUUUCAGGAUACCAGCAGCAGGACUCCCAGGAGUUGCUGGCCUUCCUGAUGGACGGGCUCCAUGAAGACCUGAACCGUGUUAAAAAGAAGCCUUACCUGGCCCUGCAAGAUGCGGGGGGGCGGCCAGACGAGAUUGUAGCUAAGGAAGCAUGGACUAAUCAUCGCCUGCGCAAUGACUCAAUCAUCGUGGACAUAUUCCAUGGCCUGUUCAAAUCCACUCUGGUGUGUCCAGAAUGUGCCAAGAUCUCUGUGACUUUUGAUCCAUUCUGCUACCUCACACUCCCUCUGCCCAUGAAGAAGGACCGCACUAUGGAGGUGUUCUUGGUCCGCAUUGACCCCCAGUCCAGACCCACACAGUACCGAGUGGUGGUCCCCAAGCUUGGCUCAGUGACAGACCUGUGCAGCGCCUUGUCCCGGCUUUCUGGAAUCCUCGCUGAGAAUGGACUCCAGUUGAGAGGAAACCAUAAAUGCUCCCUCCUGUCUUCCAAGAUGGUGGUGGCUGAUGUUUACAAUCACCGGUUCCACAAGAUCUACAGACGAGACGACGGACUCAACCAAAUCAUGGAGAAAGAUGACAUAUUUGUGUAUGAGGUGGCGGAGGAGGACAGGGAGAGGAUGAACCUGCCUGUGUACUUCAGAGAGCGCCACUCCAAACACACAGGCGGCUCCACGGGAACCAUGCUGUUCGGCCAGCCCCUCCUCAUCACUGUUCCCCGGCAGAACCUGGCUGCUGACAUGCUCUACGAGAAGGUGCUGGAGAGGAUCGGGCGCUACGUGAAUCGCGCUCAGAGCUCCACCAGUGAGGGGAGGGUGAAUGCCUCUGCCUCCUCGGCCAGCUGCAGCCUGGCAGCUGAGUGCUCCGCAUCAUCCUCCAAUCACAACACUGCAGGGAGUGGUAGCCCCCUGUCAGAAGGGGCGUCCUGCAGCUCCAGCAACGGCAGCAACCACUCCGGGACCUCCAACAGGUCCAACGGGAAUGGUGUGUGUGAGGGUGAGGAGGAGGCCAUGGAUCACCAGGUGAGCCCGGAGCCAGAGAACGGACAGUCGGGGGAGGAGGAGGAAGCCUCAGACCUGGAGAAUGGCCCUAAAACCAAACAGUGCUCCAGCACCCCGCCCAAACUCUUCUCCUUCAGCAUGGUCAACUCCUACGGAACGGCCAACAUCAGUCCACUGCCUUGUGACGGAAACUUCCUCAAACUCAAUACACAUUCCACAGUGGCGAUUGACUGGGACUCGGACACAAAGAAACUGUGUUACGACGAUCAGGAAGCAGAGGCCUAUGAGAAGCACGAGAGCAUGCUGCAGGCCCAGAAGAAGAAAGCCACAGUGGCUCUGAGGGAAUGCAUGGAGCUCUUCACCACCAUGGAGACGCUAGGAGAGCAUGACCCAUGGUAUUGCCCCACCUGUAAGAAGCACCAACAAGCCACAAAGAAGUUUGACUUGUGGUCGUUGCCUCGCAUCCUGGUGGUCCACCUAAAGCGUUUCUCAUACAACCGCUGCUGGAGGGACAAGCUGGACACUGUGGUGGACUUCCCUGUCAGGGACCUGAACAUGUCUGAGUUUGUGUGUGACCCCAAGGCCGGCCCCUAUGUUUAUGACCUCAUAGCAGUCUCCAACCACUAUGGAGGAAUGGGAGGAGGCCACUACACAGCCUACGGCAAGAACAAAGCUGAUGGGAAGUGGCAUUACUUUGAUGACAGCAGUGUCUCAGCUGCCUCAGAGGAUCAGAUUGUGACAAAAGCAGCCUACGUGCUAUUUUACCAACGCAGAGACGCGGGCGAUGUCCCUGCCAAGCCUCCGCCCUCUGCCUCUCUGGGGGGUGCCACCGCUGAAGCAGCCGAUCACAUGGAUACCAACUGAGCAGCGCUGAUGCUCAGGGACAUGCACUGAAGCAGAAAAUAAUGACAAAAGAGAUACUUUGAUGCACACACCAAGCUACUUCAGUGACAUAAGACUUCUCAGUCGAUAUUAUUAACUCCCCCCAGCCCUGUGUUUUAUUUUGCUCAUACAUCGUCACAAAGAGCCAAAAGCCUUGUUGGAUGCGUGACCCUCGAGACUCCCUCCCAGAGCUGGUGGCCUGCUGAUGUAUGAAACCUAGUUUACUCGUUUGGAAAAAAUAAGGGGAAUAGAAGGCAAAGAAUCCUCUCACUGGACAAACAGAAUGUUAGUUGUACCCUAAAAUGCAUAGGUAUUAUUAACACAAACUUUUCUGUUACCCACUAGAAAAGUACAAAAUAAAAAAAGCCAAAUGAGAAUCUUGUUUUUACCAAAGUGUUCCAAAUUGUUCAUCGUAAACAACUGUACCAACUUCACUGACGGAUUGGGGGAAAGAGAAACCUGUCCUUGAGUUGUCUCUGAGUGGUAUCUGUGAUGAUAACGCUCCAGUGCAGGGUGAAUUUAUGCAAAGUUGUAUUUAACAUUGAAAUAUGCACACAAUUCAACACAUGACACCGGUGGAUCCUGUGACCUUCUACCUCCUGUGAAUGGAUCCAGUUAGAAAGUCACACUGGAUGUGUUCCCUCUACACACUCACAGAAACAAACGCACUCAGGCCCUCUCAUUUUAGUCUUUCUCUGGGUUGGCUUGCAGGGCCUGUGUUUAAUUGAUCAAGGUCCUGUUUACUGGGCCUUGAUGUAAGCUGUGGCAGAGGCUAUUUAUUUUCAUAGACACAAGUUCAGUCAGACCUUAGCGCCUGCUCUUUAUGAAGCCCAGCAUGCUAACUCUCUCAUUCAUACACUGCCCUCUGUAUUUAUUUGGACAGUGAAGCUAAAAUAUGUACAUUUGCUCUAUUUUCCAGCAUUUUGGAUUUGAGAUCAAAUGUUUCAUGAGGCGACAGUACAGAAUGACACAUAUUUCGUACAUCUGUUUUAUCAUUUAGAAAUGAAAGCACUCAGUCUAGUUUUUUUUUUUUCUCCACAAGUGCACAAAUUUACUGGAACAGAGAGCCAAGUGUACAAUUGUUUGCUUCACUGUACAAAUAAAUAUUGUGGGAAGGGUACCCCUUUUUCUCUGAGAAGUCUCAUCCUGAUAAAGGUGUGCUGUGCCCCCUCGUCACACAAAAGCAACAGCGGCCUUUUAAUCCUGCAACCUGUUUAAAAAGGAGGCACUUCUAGUUUUACUUUAGUCACAUCUGAAAUUUUAAAUAUGUAUGACGUGGCGAGGCCCUGACCAUUUGUACAUUUCUGGAUAAUUUUGCUGUAGUUUAGAAGAAAAUUUGAUUGCUGACUGAAUGGACCCCCUCGACUGCCCCGCUAUGACUUAUCCUUAGACUACCUGUCCUGUAUGGUAUUACGGUCCUGCAUUGAAAUUGCUUUUGUUUUUUCUUAAAAGCACACUGCGUGAUGCAAAAUGUGAUGUGUAUGAAAGGUGCUAAAUUUAUGAAACUUGAAAUUGUUGCUGUUCACAAGGCUCCUAUCCGUUAAAUAGAAUUUGGACAGCAAUAACUUAAAGGGGUCCUCAGUGUGUUUAGGACUGCAGGCAUCUGUGUUCUCUCAACAAUGGACUUUCAGACAACCAAUCAGCUGUUAAAUAAAAUAUGUUGGUGACAUGA
This is a messenger RNA of Oncorhynchus keta (chum salmon), 4840 nucleotides long. RefSeq names its product ubiquitin carboxyl-terminal hydrolase 4-like. Gene Ontology annotation, molecular function: cysteine-type deubiquitinase activity. Gene Ontology annotation, biological process: protein deubiquitination. The transcript has 22 exons. NCBI's taxonomy places the organism in Eukaryota, Metazoa, Chordata, Actinopteri, Salmoniformes, Salmonidae. The record is from RefSeq and is a predicted model, not a curated record. The coding region runs from base 79 to 3150 and encodes 1023 amino acids.